Molecule: messenger RNA, 1581 nt
Organism: Rotaria sordida
Lineage: Eukaryota; Metazoa; Rotifera; Eurotatoria; Philodinida; Philodinidae
Source: the annotation of a GenBank genome assembly
AUGGAAAAGAUACCAUCACCAAAAACUUCACGAAGACAAGGAAAUAAAGUUAUGAUUUCGUAUUGUCCAUGUCAAUACGAUUUAGCUCAAAAGAUAGCUGAAGGAUUGAUUGCUAAAGGCAUUCCAACUGUUUGUCCGCCAUUACGAAUGCAUGAGAUGAUAAAAAUAGCAACUGAAGAAGCAAGAGUUGUUAUACCAUUAAUGAGUGAAGCAUAUGAAGCAUCUAAUACUUCAAAGUAUGUUCUUUCUUAUGUGGAUGAAGCUGGUAUUCCUAUAGUUCCCAUAAAAGUACAAGAUCCUUAUUCUCAAAGUGGUUGGCUUGGUGUCAUUUGCGCUGGUGCAUUAUGGACGAAGAUAACGAAUGCGAAUGACAUUGAGACAAAUCUUAAUAAUCUUAUGUGGCAAUUGCAACCGUACAUCAACGAUGCUUUAGAUGAAGAGCAACAUCUUGUUGUUCUUGUUGAUGGAACUCUGGCUCAAGGUUAUUAUAUUCAGUGUGGAAAGAAGUUUGAUAUGAAGUUUGAUAUGUUUUCUAUGAUAAAUGGCUAUAUUGCUGGUCAAGGAGAUGAUGAAGUCGGUGGCUUUGUAAUCAAUGGGAAAUAUACUUGUUUAUCAGAUAAAGAAGACUUUGAAUUCCAGUUUAAAAAGCAUUAUAUCGGACAGCACGAUGUUCAAUACUCUGGAACUAUAACUAAUAAGGAAUCUCAAUUCUUCUUUGAUGGAAAAUGGCUUCUAGAUGACUUAUCUGAUAGCUUCCAUCUAGAAGUUUCUCGUAAUCAAUCAGCAAGAUCUAAAGGUUUGCAUGUCAUGUUAAGUUAUCAAUGGAAUAGUCAAGAGCUUGUUAAACGAGUAGCAAAUAUACUCAAACAAAAGAAUAUUCCUAUUUGGUUUGAUAUUGCUGGAGAUAUGAAAGGAAAUAUUAAUACUGCUAUGGCUUAUGGUAUUGAAGGUGCUGCGAUGGUUAUUAGUUUCGAUACUGUUGCUUAUAGCAAAAGCAUUAAUUGUCAAAAAGAACUUACAUAUGCUUCUCAAUUAAAGAAGAAUAUUGUUCCUGUUCUUCUUGAAAACGAUAAAGGAUUUCAAAAUACAUGGUUAGGAAUGAUAAUAGCUUCCUUAAGCACUAUCAAUAUGCAAGAUGAUAAUGAAUUCAACUUUACUAUCGAUACUCUUGUACAACGAAUUAAUACAGUUCUUGACGAGAAAAAACAUGAAGAAUCUCAUCGAUCUCAAGCCAUUACAAGGUUUGAAGGUGGUGCUGUAAAAGGGAAAUAUUAUCAAUAUCAUCAAGCUUUUGAAAUGUUCUUUGAUUUCUUUAGCUUAAAAGAAGGAAGAGUUUCAGGUCAAGGAAAUGACGAAAUUGGACCUUUCACAAUGGCUGGGAGUUAUGAUAAUGAAGGAAAGGUGUCCUUCACAAAGCAAUACGUUGGAAAACAUGCUGUUGAAUACAAUGGAAAUAUCUAUUGCGAUAACUUGGGAGGAUUUAAGAUUCAAGGAAACUGGAAUAUUGAGGACGCAACAGAUGAAUUCCAUCUGGAAAGCAUCAAUACUUCCAAAUAUGAUACACUAACUGAAAACAUUUAA